This is a messenger RNA of Lethenteron reissneri (Far Eastern brook lamprey), 2733 nucleotides long. Its product is annotated as neuronal acetylcholine receptor subunit alpha-10-like. The record is from RefSeq and is a predicted model, not a curated record. Lineage: Eukaryota; Metazoa; Chordata; Hyperoartia; Petromyzontiformes; Petromyzontidae. Gene Ontology annotation, molecular function: transmembrane signaling receptor activity; acetylcholine-gated monoatomic cation-selective channel activity. Gene Ontology annotation, cellular component: postsynaptic membrane. Gene Ontology annotation, biological process: monoatomic ion transmembrane transport.
AGAGCGGGGGAGCGCGGCAGGAGAGGAGGGAGCGAGCGAGCGAGGAGCAGAGAAUAGGAGGAGGAGGAGGAGGGAGAGGCUCCCGUUCCGAUAUGGAGCGGGAGUUGCGGCUGGGUCGCUUCGGUAGAGAACUCGGAACGCAACAGCGGUGACCUCUGUCCCCGGGAUUGACCCCCCGGUGACCUCUAUCACCAUGAGGCUCGCGCUCCUGGAGAUCGCGUUGCUCCAGGUGCCCUGCCUCUUCUCUCACCCAGGGUGCCUGGCGGCCCAGGGCUGGUUCGCGAGGAAACUCCUCAAGGACCUGCUGCGUAAUUACACGACCUCCCUGCGACCCGUGGAGAACACGGAGCGAGUGAUGAACAUCACCCUGCGCAUCACCCUCUCCCAGAUCAUCGACAUGGACGAGAGGAACCAGAUCCUCACGGCCUACCUGUGGAUUCGCCAGAUCUGGCAGGACGCGAACCUGCGCUGGGACAAGGACGAGUACGACGGCCUGGACGCCAUCCGCAUCCCCAGCGGCCUCGUCUGGAAGCCGGACAUCGUGCUCUACAACAGUGCGGAUGACCGCUUCACGGGCUCCAUGGAGACGAACGUGGUGAUCCAGAACAACGGGCAGAUCACGUGGGACUCGCCCUCCAUCACCAAGAGCUCGUGCCGGGUGGACGUGUCCUACUUCCCGUUCGACCGCCAGCAGUGCCGCCUCACCUUCGGCUCGUGGACCUACAACGGCAACCAGAUCGACCUGCUGAGCGGCAUGGACGGAGGGGACCUCUCGGACUUCAUCGCCAACGUCGAGUGGGAGGUGCUGGGCAUGCCCGCCGCCAAGAACGUCAUCAAGUACGGCUGCUGCUCGGACCCCUACCCAGACGUCACCUACACCAUCCUGCUCAAGCGCCGCGCCUCCUUCUACGUCUUCAACCUCCUGCUGCCGUGCGUGAUGCUCUCCUUCCUGGCGCCGCUGGGCUUCUACCUGCCCGCCGAGUCGGGCGAGAAGGUGUCGCUGGGGGUCACGGUGCUGCUGUCGCUCACCGUCUUCCAGCUCAUGGUGGCCGAGAGCAUGCCGCCCUCCGAGAACGUGCCGCUCAUCGGCAAGUACUACAUCGCCACCAUGACGCUAAUCACCGCCUCCACGGCGCUCACCAUCUUCGUCAUGAACGUCCAUCACUGCGGGCCGGAGGCGCGUCCCGUGCCGCCCUGGGUCAAGUCGCUGGUGCUGGGCUACUUGGCGCGCAUCUUCCUCGUCUACGACGUGGGGGAGAGCUGCUGGGACCGCGACGCCCCGGGGAUCCGCGGCGGCGGGGGAGCCGACGGGGCCACCCCCGACACGGGAGCCGCUCGCCGCCACGGGCGGAGGAGACGCGGCGGUGGCGGCGGCGGCGCCGCAUCCGCGCCGGCGCGCAAGGGGGAGGCCAACGGUGGCGUGGAGGAGCGGCGCGGCGCGGCCCCCCCGCGGCACACGGUGGUGGUGCGGCUCGAGGGCGCCGGAGCGGCCGGCGGGGCGGCUCCGUGCGCGACGCGCGCGGUGCCCCAGCCGGACGAGAACAACGGAUGGCGCGGACGCGACGAGGAGGACGAGGAGGACGAGGAGGUGGUAAUGGGUUUCUCGUCCGACGACGACGGCGGUGGUGCUGGCGAAGAUCGCGAUGAGGAUAGGCAGGGGGAGGAUGGAGGGGACGAGAGCGAGGAGCUGCGCACGCGGCGCCGCGUGGCCGAGGGCGUGGAGGCGAUCGCGCGCUGCUUCCGCGAGCAGCGCGCGGGCCAGGCGCGCGUCUUGGAGUGGCGUCGCGUAGCGCGCGUCAUGGACCGCUGCUUGAUGUGGCUCUUCUUCCUCAUGGUCUUCCUCAUGAGCCUCAUGAUCGUGGUCAACGCCGCGUGAGGGAGCGCAGCCGCGCGCGUCGUACGCGUGCCAUGGUCAUCGCCGCUUCGGCCGCUGUUGUUGUUGUCGCUCUUGUUUUUGUUGUUGCGCAUGAAGCGGCGACGCUGUCGUUCGCCUGGCUCUGCUGGUCCUGGCUGUGGGGGGUCGCGUGGAGAUGAGCCCGAUGGGAGCGGUGCACAGCGUGGCGGUGGCGGUGGUGGUGUUGAAGAUUUUGGUGAUUAAUUUGGGAGGUGAUGAUGAUAACGAUGAUGGUUGGUACAGGGAGUCGGGAUUCUCGGGGUGCUCCGCAAUCCAUCGUAACGCUCGAGGUGCACAUUCGUAGAACUGUCAACAUGGUCGCUUUGCUUUGCUUUGUUUUUACUUGACGGAACAUUUGCUCGGCUACGUCCCAUCCUCUCGGCUGCUGACACGGAGAACCCAUGAUCAGUCAUCAUCACAAAUUACCAUCCUCAUCGAUAAUAAAUAAUCGAUCAUCGUUAAGCACGCUUGCAGAGACACCCGGAGACCCCCCAUUAUCCUUGACCUAACGGCUUCUAAAGCUCCAGCCCUCACUUUCUCGGGCCCACCAAUCAUCAGGCGCGUGUCGCGUGUAACGACUUAAUCUGCAUGUGAAAUACGAAUGGGGCCCGCUUGGUAUGUCAUAGGUGCCACUCCGUGAGAAUCCGUGUCCCCGAUAUCGUCACGAUCUGUUGUGUCAGUACAUGGGGGAGAGGGUGUCUCAAGGAUAUGAAAUUCACCACGUGCCGCUGUUACCGCUAAUGACGUGGAAGGCGACCUCAUUCGUGCCGCGGGCGAGGGGGAGGUGGAUGAGAGGUGGGGGCUGGGGGCUAAUCUCCCUGUGCUUUUGAUCUUCAUCC